Molecule: messenger RNA, 4222 nt
Organism: Vanessa atalanta (red admiral)
Lineage: Eukaryota; Metazoa; Arthropoda; Insecta; Lepidoptera; Nymphalidae
Product: kinesin-like protein KIF20B
Exons: 14
Coding region: 97-4053 (1318 amino acids)
Biological process (GO): microtubule-based movement
Cellular component (GO): microtubule; kinesin complex; nucleus
Molecular function (GO): microtubule motor activity; ATP binding; microtubule binding
Source: RefSeq, a predicted model, not a curated record
AAUAUCACAAAUUUAAAAAUUAAAAAGGGUGAACCGUUGGUUUUCGCUGAAUGUUUGUUGUUAUAAAUGUUUUUAUAGAGUAAUAUUUAUUAUAUCAUGUUCGAUUCAAGGUGUUCUGAAAAUGAAGUAUCGAGGAGAGACAUACCUUCUUUUAUUGAACCUCGUCCCCCUUUGAUAUCGAACCCAUUCAUGAGACCUAGACCUCAGAAGGGAACGAAUUUAUUAGAAUUAUUUGAAGAGGAUUCUGAUUGUGAAGAGCCUGAGUUAGUGCAAGUGUAUCUUAGAUUAAAACCGUGCAAUACAGCCAGUAAUCUUUACGAAGUUCGAUCCGAUCGCUGUUUGAUAACAUCUUUGGAUACCACCACAGCAGGUCAUGGAAGACGAACUCAGCACAAUGUUUCGAAAAUGUAUACGUUUUCGCACAUUUUUGGAGCAGAUUCGAGUCAAAAGGAAAUAUUCGAGCAUGUCGUGAAGGAGAAUCUACAGAAGCUACCUGAAGGUAAUAGCUUUACUCUCCUCACAUAUGGAGCAUCUGGUUCAGGGAAGACAUAUACACUUAUGGGCACAGUUGCAUCUCCGGGCCUGGUGCCGAGAUCAUUAGAAUAUGUGUUUAAAAUUGUUGAAGCAGCACAAAGACCAUUGUUCAAGCCUUCUGAAUCUGGUGCUGAUAAACUGAGUCAUGCUGAGCAGGAAUAUGAAUUGCAGUGGGUAAAGAGACUGAGGCAGGUUUCUGCUCCCUCUAGAGACAAAUAUCGGCGAAUGAGUGCUCAGCUAUUUGGUGACCUCACAUAUAGUAAUCUAAACCUCUCUAAUAGAAACAGGCACUAUUUAUGGGUCUCAUUUAUAGAAAUUUAUAAUGAAGGGAUCUAUGAUUUAUUGGCCCCUGGUGACAGAAGAAAUGCUCCGAAGUUGGCUAUCAGAGAAGACUCAAGUGGCAAUGUGUAUGUUAAGGGAGCAACUCAAACAUUCGUUAGGUCGGGUGAAGAAGCUUAUGACAUAAUGGUAGCUGGUAAACACAACUUGCAAGUGGCCGCUACGGGAAUACAUGCACAAUCUUCACGGUCACAUUGCAUUUUCACCAUCACUAUGCUCACUGAAACACCGGAGGGCGUGGGGGGCGCGUGCGUGCGGCUGUGCGACCUGGCGGGCUGCGAGCGCGCGGCGCGCACGCGCAACACGGGCGCGCGCAUGCACGAGUCGCGCGCCAUCAACUCGUCGCUGCACGUGCUGGAGCGCUGUCUGCGCACGCUGCGCCGCAAGCGCGGCACCGCCCGCGCCGCGCUCGUGCCCUACCGGGAGUCUAAACUGACGCGGCUGCUGGGCGCCGGGCUGUCGGGAGCUCGCGGGGAGGCGGUGAGCAUGGUGGUGACGCUCAACCCGUCGCGGGAGUACGCGCACGAGACUCGGCACGUGCUGCAACUCGCGGCCGUCGCCCGAGACAUACAGAUCAACAAUACCUUAUCCGAUUAUCCCAGCACCUUGGAGAGCAGCACACAGGACAGCAGUUUCAACUACAAUUCAGAAGUGAUCAAACUGCGAACUGAAAAUGAACGCCUACACUUUGAAUUAGUCCAGGCUCAAGCUCGUAACAGAGAGCUUUCUGCGAAUAUGGAGCAACGUCAGGCUUCAGCCGCAGACACCAUGCGCGAGCUUGUGGAGGAAGCAAAGGAGAUCUCUAGGCAAUAUUAUGAGGAACAGAUGCAGGCAUUGCGAGUCGAGAUGGACGAAAUGGCCGAAGAAUAUGAGAAUAAACUUAGUUCAGUUAAACAUACUUCCAGCAGUGACACUCCAUCUAAAAUAUUGCAAAACAAGAUAACACAGCUGAUGACCGAAAUUGCAAUAUUAGAGGAGAAUUUAACCGCUGAACGCUUGGCUCGCGCAAGGGCAGAAGAGGAAGUUCAACAUCUGCGUGCAUGUAUUGAUGAAAGAGAUGAAAAAGCUGAUGAUCAAAAUCCCUCUAAUGAAGAUGUUAUGUCAGUGACUGAUAGUGAUAACACUGAUGAAGAAGAAGAUCCGUGUAACGAAAGUCUAGAACCGACAUUUAGGAAGGAGGACAUAAAUCGUUCUAGAAUGUUAAGACAAAGUUUUGUUAAUCAUACAAGUUUCAAUAGCGAACAUUCAGAAGAGGUCAGUGAUUUAGAUAAAACCGGAGAUACUCUGAAGGAGGAAGAUGAAGGCAAUGAAAGUCAUGAUAAUGAUUGUACUUAUGAGACUAGUAAAGAUAUAAGUGUGAAUAGAGCAGACAGUGGAUGCAUUAACGACCCUAUGAGUGAGAGCAGUGAUACGUUACCCGAUAGCAAAGAAUUGCAGGAGGUUAAGAAGUCAUCCAGAGGUACAUAUUUUAUUGAAGAUAAAGUAAAUGAUAUGAAAGAUAUUCCCUCAAGAGCCAGUUCUUUCAGCAGAGCUACUUUUUCAAUCAGCAGUGCAGAUAAUAGUGUUUCUGAGUGCAGUAGAGAUUCUGAUGAUCAAGAUGACGUUAAAAAAUCGCUUGGAUCAGAUAAACUUACAAAAUCUGAUGAGAUUUUAUUAGAAACAGUACCUGAUGAUGCUCUUGAACUUAAUAAAAAAUCGGGUAUAUUUAUAAAUAAAAUUAUAAGCUGUAAUAAGAAAUCGUGUGAUGGUAACAACUCUUUAGCUCAAUUCGAAAGCUUGGAGUUAGCUGCAAAUGCAUUUAAUUCUGACGCGGAACAAAAUGUAGAUGAUAGGUAUUAUUCUGACUUUAAAGUUGUAAACGAAAAAAGAAAUUACUUUGACGAAGAAUCUACAAAUUUAUCACCGAAAACACCAGCUACUGUAGUCAAAUCGAAAGAUAAGAAAAUAUACUUCAAUAACAUUGACAUUAUCCGCUCAAAUAAAAAACAUAUCGACAUUGAAGGUAAAAAUCAAACUGACGAUUACCGGUCACCGCCAAUUGUAAAAGACGAAGUGACUAAUGAUUUUGAACCAACUAUGAUAAAGAAAUUACUAGGAGAAAGUAUCGCUAGACAAGCUGAAGGUAUGAGUUCUGUACAUAAAUUAAGACUAACAAAAAAAUAUGACUCUAUUGACAUGUUUGAAGGUCUUGAUUCACCACAAGCUUUUAAUGAAGUAAAAAACAAGGAAACUGUUAAAAAUAUUAAAAACCCUGUCGAGGAUCAUGUAAUGGACGAUAAAGCUCCUCUGAAGGCAGAAACUCAAAUUAAAGUUGAGAGAAAAUCAGAAACUGAAAUAAAAGAAGAAGCAGCAAUAUCUGAACCAUCACUUGUAGAUGAAAUUAUUGAAACAUUGCCAGAAAAACUAAAAGUGCAAGAAGCUUCUUCUGAUAUUACUGAAGUAGAUGACAAAAUCGUUUCAAAAGAAAACGCACCUGGAUUUGUAGUAAAUGAUGAAUCUCAAUUACAAAUAAACGAAACAAAAGUAGAUAACACAAUUGAAGAAUUUGAGAAUAUUUACAAAGAUGUUUCAGCACCACGUGAUACAGAAUUUGAUUUACUUAUAUCCCAAAAUGUUCAGGACACUACUGCGGAUACUAACACUAAUAAUGAUGAAACAUCUGAAGCAGAUGAACUUAAGUAUAAUUUGCGGCAUAAAUCUAAAAUCGAAAAACCCAAGAAUGAGAACAAAAGGGGAAAAAAUAAGAAUACCGACGAAGAGGUAAUCAUGGAAAGCCUUUCAAAGUGUGAAAGUAAACCAAAGCCGACGAAAAGAAAUUUAAGAUUACGCAGACGUAAGAAUGCUUCCGAAGAAGAAGCUGAUUUGCAGAAAGAAAAUAAAUUAAAAGAUAUAGUUAAUCUUCAGACUGAAUUUUCCGAUGUUACAAUGGACAUUCCAGCUGCAAUAAAACAAAGUAAAGAUAUACCUUCGCCCGAAAGAAUGGCGGAUGACGAAAAUCAACCACCUAUGUUUGGCAUACAGAGCUGUCCAUCUAAAAGCAUUACAAGAAGCCGUAGAAAGCUGUUCACACCGCGGGCGGAACCCCUCGAAGAGAGCUUGAAUCAAACAGGAGACAGCAACGAACGAGUAUACGUUCCGCGACCCUCUUACCACCGACCCAGAGCUCGUCGCAAGCUUUAAGUCAAAUGACUUGAUGUUUAUUAUAUUAUUAAAAAAAUAAAAGCUUUUCUUUUAAUACUCAAUGAUUUCACAUGACUGCAAUAGUAAAUUCCAUAGUUAAUAAAUCAAGUCGCAUUGAGGUACAAAAAUGAAUCAUUCAAUGUAUUUAAUUUAAUUAAUAAAAUUAUAC